AUGACUCAGGUAAAGAGAAGGAAAGUGGGGAAGGCAUCAGCUGUGACCACUUCACGGUUCACGAUGUACUCACACCCGCUGGGAGUGAGACCAUUGGGUAACAGUCUGGCGGCUUCUCUGGACCCCAGCAUCCAGAAAAAGAGGAUUGAACUGAUGGGAUUGUGGCAUCUCUUGCCAGAUGAAAUCAUAAUGAAUAUUCUGGGGAUGGUGGAAGAUCCGCUGGAUCUUAUGCGGUUAGGCCACGCCUCCAGAAUCCUAUAUGCCUACACUUACACGGAGGAGCUCUGGAGAAACAUGUAUUCGCGGAAUCCAUGGGAGCUUCAAGAGUGGAAAGGGAGCUGGAGAAAGACGAUUUUGGGUAUCGACGCCGAAGAAGAAGUGACCAUACUCUGUGGCCAAAAUUUAGUUUGUUCAGAUGUGUUGUAUAGGCCAUUUCAAUGUUCCCAGGUGAGCUAUGCGGAGAUUUUUCAAAGUCUGAUAGCCGAACAGACACAGGACCGGGAACUUUUCAGACUGACCGAUGAACAUGUGAGCAUACAGAAGGGAAGGAUAACACGAGUUAAAGAUAUGAGCCCGACGCUUUUUGCCGCAGAAUUCCACGAUACUCCGUUCAUCUGUCCAUCCUUUGACUGGCCCAACUGGGAUCUUGAUUACCUGAAAAAUCGGUUUCCAGAUGUGAAAUUCCGCCAAGAAUCUGCCAAAUGGCCUUUGGCAGUGUAUGCUCAAUAUUGUCGGAAAAAUGCAGAUGAGUCUCCGCUCUAUCUUUUUGAUUGUUCGAGUGAAGCUAUGAAGGUGCUACGUAAGGAGUACGCCGUACCCAGGUUCUCUCAGGACGAUCUCUUUGAGGUAUUCAACAAACAGGGCAUUGAGUGCAGACCAGAUUAUGCGUGGAUCAUUAUUGGACCUGCUGGUUCCGGCUCCACCUUCCACAAAGAUCCAAACCAUACGAGUGCAUGGAACGCCGCACUUACAGGCCGCAAACUCUGGCACAUGCUUCCGCACGAUGUGGUCCCUCCAGGUGUUUCCACAGAUAGAGAAGAGAAUGAAGUGACUUCACCCAUUGGACUAGCAGAAUGGGUCGUCGGUGGUUUUUUCAACGACUGUGUAAAGCUAUGCGAGAAGGGUCUGUGCCAGAUCGGAAUUACCUUUCCGGGGGAAUGCAUGUACGUUCCUGCAGGAUGGUGGCACAGCGUGAUAAAUCUGGACGACAGUGUGGCACUCACACAGAACUUUGUGCCGACCCCAAAGUUGGCACAUGCGUUGAAUUUUUUGAAGAACAAACCGCAACAGGUGUCAGGCUUUCACGGAGCAGACGUUCGUAAGAGUGUGAGACAUCUGCUGGAUACGAGAGAAAUUGCCGAGAACAAACGCAGAACUUUUGAAAACUUCUUGGAAUCGAAGACCAGUGACAAUAACGAGGAUUGCGGAGUUCUGACUGAUUUCUCUUUACCCGUGCUGGAGUUGUUUGAAGAACUUCUCAUAGCCAACGGGUUGGAAGCGGCUCUCACCAAAGCCCAAUUGGAACUGGCAGUUUUAGAGAAGGAAUCCAGGAAAAACGAGCCAAAAGAGGUGAAGAGAAACGAGGUUUGGGAUAGUCUCGUUGAAGGUGCUUCGACGGGAUUUAGUUUUGGAUUUGGCGAUGAAGAGGAAGACUAG
This is a messenger RNA of Kuraishia capsulata CBS 1993, 1656 nucleotides long. RefSeq lists its product as uncharacterized. Gene Ontology annotation, molecular function: cis-regulatory region sequence-specific DNA binding; protein binding. Gene Ontology annotation, cellular component: nucleus. The coding region runs from base 1 to 1656 and encodes 551 amino acids. The transcript has a single exon. NCBI's taxonomy places the organism in Eukaryota, Fungi, Ascomycota, Pichiomycetes, Pichiales, Pichiaceae. The record is from RefSeq and is a predicted model, not a curated record.